UCAUCUGGGAGGUGGGUCCCGCGCGGGUCCGCCGCCUCCUCCCUGGCCCCACCCUCUAGUCUCUUUCGUUUUCCUGGGGCCCCGGGGCGCGGAGAAGCUGCAUCCCAGAGGAGCGCGUCCAGGAGCGGACCUGGGAGUGUUUCAAGAGCCAGUGACAAGGACCGGGGCCCGAGGCUGCCCAAGUCCCACCAGCCAUGCAGACCUGCCCCCUGGCGUUCCCUGGCCCCGUUUCCCGGGCCCUUGGGGCCCUCCUGUUCCUGGCUGCCUCCUUGAGUGCUCAGAAUGAAGGCUGGGAUAGCCCCAUCUGCACAGAGGGGGUAGUCUCUGUGUCUUGGGGCGAGAACGCCGUCAUGUCCUGCAACAUCUCCAACGCCUUCUCCCAUGUCAACAUCAAGCUGUAUGCCCACGGGCAGGAGAGCGCCAUCUUCAAUGAGGUGGCUCCAGGCUACUUCUCCCGGGACGGCUGGCAGCUCCAGGUUCAGGGAGGUGUGGCCCAGCUGGUGAUCAAAGGCGCCCAGGACUCCCACGCUGGGCUGUACAUGUGGCACCUCGUGGGACACCAGAGAAAUAACAGACAAGUCACACUGGAGGUUUCAGGUGCAGAACUCCAGUCCGCCCCAGAUGCUGGGUCCUGGCCUGUGCCAGCAGUGGUCACUGCCGUCUUCAUCCUCUUGGUCGCUCUGGUCAUGUUCGCCUGGUACAGGUGCCGCUGUUCCUAGCAGUGCCGGGAGAAGAAGUUCUUCCUCCUAGAACCCCAGAUGAAGGUCAGAGCCCUCAGAGCAGGAACCCAGCAGGGCCUGAGCAGAGCCUCCCCUGACCUGUGGACCCCAGACUCCAAGCCCACCCCAAGGCCGCUGGCGCUGGUGUUCAAACCCUCAGCACUUGGAGCCCUGGAGCUGCUGCUGUCUCCCCAACCCUUGUUUCCAGAUGCCACAGACCCACAGCCGCCUGCAAGGCAGAGAGGACACAGGAGAGCCAGCCCUGAGUGCCGAACUUGGGUGGCGGGGCCUGGGCCUCUCGUCCCACCUGGAUAGCUUGGACACCGGCUUGCUUGGCAGGCUGGGCCUCUGUGUCACUGACUCCAGGGCGGGUGCAGACCCUUCCCCUCCACUCCCCAGGUCUUCCAAGCUCUGCUUCCUCAGUUUCCAAAAUGGGACCACCUCGCCGCCGCAGCACCUGACCUACCAGGACCCAUGCCCCUCCCUCCGCCCUCAUCAAACCCACAGACCCGGGCUCCCUUUCUGCCACCCCAGGCUGAGUCCAGCCCUAGGUGUGGGGUCUGCUCUCUCCACUCCCAGGGCUCCGCGCCCAAGUGAGGGGGCCUCUGCCGGAACCUCAGACACACUCCAGUUCAGGGCUGUAGGGGGCCUUGGCCACAUAGCUGUCCCUCGCCCAUGAGCAAGGGCAGGCUUUGGGGGCCCUUCCGCAGCAGCCCCAGGGGCCAAGGUGGGGUGGAGGGGUUAGAGGCUGGGAUGGCUCCUGGCCCCACCGCCAGGGGGCAGCGCAGGCCGGGCCGGGAGGAGGCAGCGGCGGCUCGGGCUCGGGGGUUGGGUGGACGCUGCCCUCUGGGGCCGGACGUGCAUCCCUCAGUCCCUCGGCCACCCGGGGGGUCGCUCCCUCGUGCCCACCGCGGCUGCCGAGCCUCCUUGGACCCAGAUCUGUUCAUGCUUUUGUCUUUAUCACUGCGGCGGAGCCCUUUGAUGUCUUGAUAUGUGUCAGGUGAAAAAAUAACCGGGAACCCCCUUCAGUUCUUUGAAAAAGUUCCAUGACUCGAAUCUCUGAAAUGAAGAAAAACUGACUCACAAACCUCCAAGUAGCUCCAAAUGCAAUUUUUAAAAUGG
Symphalangus syndactylus (siamang) is the source of this 1841-nucleotide messenger RNA. RefSeq names its product secreted and transmembrane 1 (gene SECTM1). NCBI's taxonomy places the organism in Eukaryota, Metazoa, Chordata, Mammalia, Primates, Hylobatidae. Gene Ontology annotation, biological process: immune response. The record is from RefSeq and is a predicted model, not a curated record. Gene Ontology annotation, cellular component: membrane. Gene Ontology annotation, molecular function: cytokine activity.